AGAAACUAUGGGAUUUGUGUGUUGUGAUAGUUGCAAUACAAAACCUUAAUUGAUUGAUAUUCGGCGAUGAUUGUCCUGAGUUUGUAGUUUUAAACAUUUUUAUUGCCUUAUUUCGUUGAUACAUUUUCUGCCCACUUUAACGAAAUCGUUUAAAUCUAUUUUCUAGUGUCAAAAACUAAAAAUGAGAGAAAAAUAUCCCCAGUCGUGUACUGUUUUUGCUGGCAAUACCCCUCUAUUUCAAAAUCGGCAUUCAGUUAAACUAAAUUUUCGGAACUUUUUCUUAGGUUUUGCAUAUAUUUUACUGUUCAUUUUCCUAGUAUUAUCAAUUUUUCUGUGGGUAUCUUAUCCACAAAACAACAUAGGACCUUCUGUUUUAUUGGAUAGAGCUUCCCUUGAGCAUUUAACAGAAUAUGUUGUUCAUAGUGAUUCAUUGUCUUUUCCAUCUCAAAAGAAUUGCACAUACUACACAUGUUUUGAUGUUUAUAAAUGCAGCCACACACAUAGUGGGCGGAUAGGUGUCUAUUUGUAUCCUUUAGUUGAAUUUGUUGAUGAAGAUAAAGUACCGGUAACAAAGAAAAUAACAUUAGAGUUUCACAAUAUGUUGAAAGCUAUAAUCAAUAGUGUGUAUUUUACCCCUAAUCCUGACGAAGCAUGUCUGUUUAUUCCUACUAUUGAUUUACUAAAUCAAAACCGUAUUCGUCCUAAAGAUGUUGGGAAAGCUUUGGCUUCAUUACCAUAUUGGAAUGAAGGUCGGAAUCAUCUUAUAUUUAAUAUUCUCCCUGGAUCCAUGCCAGAGUAUUAUCCAUUUUUGGAGGUUGAUAUAGGAUAUGCAAUGGCGACUAGUGGUGGAUUCUCAUCUUUGACAUAUCGCCCUGGGUUUGAUGUCUCAAUCCCAGUGUUCAGUCCACUGGCAGCUGACCUAAAAGGCCAAAACACGGGAGGAGAUCGAAGGUGGCUAGUCAUUUCAUCGCAACCCAAUAUUCAUGAAGAUUUUCGUGAAGUUAUUUCGGAAAUGGCCGCCGAGCACCCUAGAUUUCUCGUGUUAAACGGCUGCACAUCUUACUCAUUGGACACCAAGAUUCGCUGUCGAGACAACGAGAUGUAUCGUUUCCCAGAGAUAUUACUGAAUGGCACUUUCUGUUUAAUGGUUCGUGGCGUUCGAUUGGGGCAACCUACGUUGAUGGAAUCUCUUGCUGCUGGUUGCAUCCCAGUGAUUGUCUCAGACUCGUACGUGCUUCCUUAUGUGGAGGUGAUUGAUUGGAAAAGAGCUGUUCUGCAGGUGUACCAAGGCGAUCUUAGCAAAGUAAUGGACGUGCUAAGUUGCGUGUCAUCCGACCGCAUCAGCGAAAUGCGUCGAAUGGGAACCUGGAUCUACACUCGAUAUUUCUCCUCUGUUGAACGAAUAACGCUUACAACGCUGCGCAUUGUUAACGAUCGCGUUUUCCCACAUGCAGGACGUUCUUAUUCUGAUUGGAACGAUCCUCCUCCUGAUCGACCUCCGUUGACGUCCAACACGUUUGCCCUGCCAAUCGGACCACCACGCUCGCAAGGGUUUACGGCAGUGGUACUUACUUACGAUCGCUUGGAAAGCUUAUUCCAUGUUUUGGAACGAAUUUCAGCAGCACCUAGUCUUGCGAAAAUUGUAAUUGUUUGGAACAAUCAGUUUAAGGAUCCUCCGUCCAUCUCGUCUUGGCCACGUCUUCCAAAACCACUUCAGAUUGUGCGUACCAAACGCAAUCAACUGAGCAAUCGCUUUUAUCCCUUUCCCGAAAUUGAGACGGAGGCUAUAUUGGCAAUGGAUGACGAUAUCAUUAUGCUUACUACUGACGAGCUAGAAUUCGGUUUUGAAGUCUGGCGUCAGUUCCCUGAUCGUAUCGUUGGCUUCCCAUCCCGUACGCAUGUUUGGGAUGGACGCAGCCAUGGUUGGAAGUAUGAAUCGGAAUGGACUAACAACGUUUCGAUGGUACUAACGGGUGCCGCGUUUUAUCACCGCGUUUACAACUAUUACUAUACCAGUGCUAUGCCUGGUGAUAUCAAAAACUGGGUUGACGACCAUAUGAAUUGUGAAGAUAUUGCGAUGAAUUUUCUUGUCGCAAAUUUAACAGGAAAAGCACCUAUUAAGGUAGCCCCUCGAAAGAAAUUCAAAUGUCCCGAAUGUGUCAACGCUGACUUAAUGUCUGUCGACCUCUCGGACAUGACUGCCCAUAUGACAGAACGAUCAGAAUGCAUAAAUCGUUUUGCCCACAUCUAUGGGGGACUUCCUCUUCGUAGCGUCGAAUUCCGAGCUGAUCCUGUUCUUUACAAAGACAAUUUGCCGGAUGCAUUCAAAAGAUUCAAUGAUGUUGGAAGCCUGUAAAAUAAUAGAAUUUUACCAUUUUGACGUAACUUUUUGAACUUCCUAGCGUUCUCCUAAUGUGCCAUAUUUUAACUAUUAUUUUUUUGUGAUUUUUGCCUUUUUAAAAUACAUGUCGUGUUCGAAUUU
Daphnia carinata is the source of this 2482-nucleotide messenger RNA. It is a transcript of the gene sotv, whose product is annotated as exostosin-2-like. The coding region runs from base 182 to 2356 and encodes 724 amino acids. Gene Ontology annotation, cellular component: membrane. Gene Ontology annotation, molecular function: glycosyltransferase activity. Lineage: Eukaryota; Metazoa; Arthropoda; Branchiopoda; Diplostraca; Daphniidae. The record is from RefSeq and is a predicted model, not a curated record. The transcript is spliced from 6 exons.